Messenger RNA from Anneissia japonica, 1927 nucleotides. Its product is annotated as latrophilin Cirl-like. NCBI's taxonomy places the organism in Eukaryota, Metazoa, Echinodermata, Crinoidea, Comatulida, Comatulidae. The record is from RefSeq and is a predicted model, not a curated record. The transcript has 6 exons. The coding region runs from base 1379 to 1927 and encodes 182 amino acids.
UAUAUAGGCCUAUAUAUAUGUAUAUAUAUAUUUACUGUAUAUAUAUAACAAUAUAUUAGCAACAAUGUUUAAUAAUAGGCAUAAUAAUAGCAAUAUGGUAAAUGAUUAAAAUGUGGCUCUCUCAAAUAAAACACCAAUGCCAAAACGGAAAUAAUGUUAUAUCAAAUCGAAUCUUAUUGUUUAUUUUAUUUUAUUCAAAUGUAUUUGGACGAGGUUUUUCAUAAACAUGCGUUCCGAAAAAUGGUAACUGAACUGGUUUAAACAUUUUGUUCAUUUGCAUCGAUAAUUUGAUGUGGAUCCACGUGUGUCUCAUAUUUACAAAUGCAGACGCAAACACAACUAACUUUGAAAAUUUUAACUAGAGAUAUGAACAUGGAUUAUUUUGUAAUUUUUAUCUUAAUUUUGGUAACUCAUGUAAGCUUCGUCAACACAAUUGAGCCCCAAUUGUUUAACAAUGAACAUACUCGGCCACCUAGACGUGCAUACACUGUUAGUAUAAUUUGUAUAGAUACUCUUAAUUAAUUAUAUAAUUACUACUCGAAAGUGUUCUAUUUUCAUUUCAAGUUGAAGGAACCGUAAGUGCUAUCACUGAGUGUGCCUUGGAUGAAAUUCUUAGCAGCGUCAACACCACGUGUAUGGUAGGAAAUAAACAGUUUUCAUUAGAUGCAGUUAAUGAUUUUAUUUUAAAGUCAAACUAAAUUAAUGAAAACAACAUUUAAAACAUAAAUAAAAGCUAGUAUCAGGUGAAUAAAACUUCUAAUUAAAGAAUUGUCAAACUAACUAAUGUAGAUCUUCACCAACCAUUCUAUACCUUGCAUUUGCGCUAACAUGUAGUACUCGAGGUAUCUUUUCUCCCUACUACAAAACAAUCGUAGUAGCCAAUAUGUAAUACAACUUGCGACAAAUAUGCAAUGAUUUAUGCAGAGGAGUUUUAAUAGUUAAAAUUAAUAGUUAUUUGUGGUUUUAUUAAAAUGUUGACUAAACUGUUUUUACUUUCUCUUGUAUCAUUGGUCGGCAAUAUAUUCAUAUAUUUUUUGGAAAACUACAGAUUAAUAAUAAAUAUAGCUAAUUUCAAUGCGGUUCAAUUGAGGUACUUUUAUCAACACAAAGAAUUGCAUUCCGGCCAAAUGUGAAUAACAUAAUUGAAAAGAAUAUUUGUGUGAGCACUGACAAUUACGAUUAUGCACUAGUAUUUUUUCUUGAUUGAAUUAAGCUUUAAUAUGGAAUUAGAAACUUAAACAACCUUUACUAAAAUAGUUUCAAAUAUUAGAAAGACCUAUUGAUUUGGUUGUUUUUCUUUUUUUAGAAUUCCGAAAAUAUACUUUUAAAAAUUGACUAUCUGGAUCAACUACUACUUGGCAAAUUUCACUCUUCUAAUAUGUCGACUUACGAAAAUUCAUCAGAUCAACUCUCUUUUAUUGUUUUUCAACUGCAUCCGAACACCAGCAGAAGAGAGUUAAAGAUUACUUUGAAUGACGAAAUUAUCGUCUUCUCUAUAAAGUUACCUUUACAUGCAGAUACAACGUCAGUUGUCGCUAUCUUCAUUAGUUACGAGGCUGAGCAAUCAAUAAGUCAACGUAGUAUUACAUUUAAUCCAGAUAGUAGCAAUGGUGAGACACAAUCUGGUGUGUACUACAAAGGUAGUGGUAUUCUAUCAAUAACGGCCUAUUCAGACGAGGGCAUGAAAGUUGGAGCAUCGGUGGAAUUCUCUCUGCCAACCUACCCUGAAAAAAUUCCCGAAGAUGCAUUGAAUGAUCAUAACAUAACCAAAUCCAUGUGUGCGUUCCUGACAGCCGACAUAAGGAGUUGGUCGUCAAAGGGAUGCAAUGUACAGAAGGUUACUGACAGGAAUGUGACUUGUGUAUGCACUCAUUUGACAAGUUUCAUGGUGAUAUUUGAGGUCUCUACUUUACCCGUAAGUGUCUGA